Hypanus sabinus (Atlantic stingray) is the source of this 2702-nucleotide messenger RNA. It is a transcript of the gene tekt4, whose product is annotated as tektin 4. NCBI's taxonomy places the organism in Eukaryota, Metazoa, Chordata, Chondrichthyes, Myliobatiformes, Dasyatidae. The coding region runs from base 169 to 1512 and encodes 447 amino acids. The record is from RefSeq and is a predicted model, not a curated record. Gene Ontology annotation, biological process: cilium movement involved in cell motility; cilium assembly. The transcript has 6 exons. Gene Ontology annotation, cellular component: microtubule cytoskeleton; nucleus; sperm flagellum.
ACCCAAGCACGUUGGGGAAGCCGCGCAACUUGCCCGAGAAGCUGCGGGCUCGACGUGGCAAGGGUUCGAACCCAACUUGGUGCACUCCAAUACAUUUAUACUCCAAUAUAAUACUUUUUGGUAAAAAAAAACUACAAGAAGGGGAGAGAGAGAGAAGGCCAAGAAGCCAUGUCUGCCACAGAAGUUUUGGUGACCCAUCCGCAGGUUGCGCAGUGUAUUCCCGAGGAGGAACUGCCCUGCAAACCCUAUUGCAUGGUCAAGAACACGGGGCUGCACUCGUCGUCAGGUCUGGCCACAGCCGGGUUCCGCACAGCCAAGUACAUCCCCGAGGAAUGGAUGCAGAACAACUAUUCCAAGUACUACCAGUCCUUUGCCGACCGGGACACGGCGGAGAACGUGCGCAACGAGGCCAAGUCUCUGAUCUCGGAGAGGGAGAAGCUGACCCAAGAUACCCAGGCGAAUUCCACCAAGAGGCUGGGCGAGAGGCUGCAAGAUAUCUUCUUUUGGAAAUCGGAGCUCAAGAGGGAGAUCGAGGACCUCCUGGCCGAAACUGAGCUGCUGUUGGAGAAACAGAGGCGCCUGGAGGUCGCCCUGGAUGCCACCGAGAUAGCAAUGUUUAUCUCCACCGACAACCUGCAGAACAGGGAAAGGAGGCAGGGUCCCGACCUGGUCAAGGAUGCCGUGGAGGACGAGCUCCUCAAGGAGGCUGAUCUAAUUCAGAAUGUACGAGGUGUUUUGAAGCGAACUUUGGAUCAAGUCAUUACUCAAAUCAGGAAGAACAGAGAUAUCAAGGAACUCCUGGAGAUGGACUGGUCUGACAAAUAUGAAGCCUACAAAAUUGACGUGAAGGCCGGUGGUCUCAAUAACCGGAGCACCAACGUUCAGAUGCAUCCAAACUCUUCCAAGUUCGAGGACAAUUCUUCUACACCAGAGUCCUGGGCCCAGUUCACCCACUGUAACAUCUACAAAGCUGAACAGGAGCGAAUGAAUUCUAUUAACCUCCGUGCUCUGGUUGACAACGUGUUGGAGGAGACUUCCAAAGAUCUGCAUGAACAGUAUGACAGAGUUAACGCUGUCUUUAACAAGCGCUUGGAGGAGCUCUUUGAUGCAAAGGCCAAGUUAGACCAUCAUCUGAGAAAGAUACUCGAGCAGAUUGCAGCUCAGGAGAGAAGCAUUGCCAAUCUGAAACAGGCCAUAAAGGACAAGGAAGCUCCACUCAAAGUGGCUCAAACUAGACUGUAUGAGAGGACCUACAGGCUGAAUGUGGAGCUCACUAGGGACCCUGCUCAAAUGAACCUGAUAUGUGAAGUCGGGGAAAUCUCGGAGUCCAUUGCACUUCUUCAGGAGAAACUCAAGGAAGCCCAGAUGUCACUGGAGAACAUGGAGAAUACGCGGAUGACCCUCGAGAAGGAAAUCGCAAUAAAAGCAAACAGUAUAUUUAUUGACAGUGAGAAAUGCCUGAAACACCGAGAACGAUACCCAACUGUGGUUAGGUUGGCUGGUUAUCAAUAAGUAAAGUAACAGAGAAUACUUGCUGUUAGCUAUGAGUGAUUUAUCAGAUCUUUCAUGGAUGUAGAAACUUGGAUGAUUUCACACAUAUUGGGCACCUGACUAAAAGCACAAAUAAAAACAUGUUCUUUAAAAUCAAAUAAUUACAGGAUUAUCAGGUCUUUUAAUCCUAUAUCUAAAACUGAAAGCUUUUUCUAUGUUAACACAGCUGGAAUGUCAAUAAACUUACCAGAAAUAAGAAAGAUUCUGUACAUGUCCGGUAUCUUUCAAUGCCAGGAAGUACACACUGUUUUACACUAGGCAUUAAAUGAUACUGAUGAGUGCCCCUUGUAGUCUUUAGGUUAAGUAGGAUUGCAUGGGAUAAUUUGAUGAUAUAAUUUGAUUCAAUUUUUAAAAUUAUCCAUUGCAUGUAAGUGAUACAAAACAUAAACUCACACCAGAGCACAGUCAUAAAUAUAUUCCUUCUGAUUUGUAAUGACCAGUGUGUGCAAAAAUCUUGUGCAAAGUGGAUAUAGAUAAGAUGUUUCCAGUAGUGGGGGAGUCUAGGAUCAAAGGGCACAGCCUCAGAAUAAAAGGGCAUCCCGUUAGAACAGAGAUGAGGCAAAUCUCUUCAACCAGAAGGGGUGGGGAGGUAGUGAAUCUCCAAAAUUGAUUGCCAUAGACAGCUGUGGAAGCCAACUCAUUGGAUAUAUUUAAAGUGGAGGUUGAUAGAGUAUUGAUUAGUCAGGGUGUCAAAGGUUACGUGAAGAAAGAAGGAGAAUGGAGUUGAGAGCGAGAAUGAGUCAGCCAUGAUAGAAUGGUGGAGCAGACGACGGGCCAAUUGGCCUAGGUCUGCUUCCAGGUCUUAUGGUCUUAUGGUUUAAACAGCGAGAGGAGCUCAAAAGGUCAGACAGCACCUGUGGGUGAGGGGGAUGUACAGUGAUUCAGGUUGAAACCCUUCAUUUGCACUGGAAGCAUAGAGGGCAGGUGAGAGGGGUGGGGUGGGGCAAGAGCUGCACCUGGAUCCACACCUGACUCCAGGUGAGAAGGAGCUGAUUGGCAAAUGGAAUCAGGUGGAGAAGGGAAGGGUGGAAUAAUGACAGAGCCUGGGAGGUGACAGGUGGGAUGCACUAACCCCUGCCCAGUUGGAUACACAGAAGCAGGCAUUUCACUGUAUGAUGCCCGUGCUGACCAGGUUAAAAUAUACUGAAACA